Messenger RNA from Brassica napus (rape), 1606 nucleotides. RefSeq lists its product as uncharacterized. The transcript has a single exon. The coding region runs from base 1 to 1461 and encodes 486 amino acids. The record is from RefSeq and is a predicted model, not a curated record. Lineage: Eukaryota; Viridiplantae; Streptophyta; Magnoliopsida; Brassicales; Brassicaceae.
AUGGCUUCUCCGGAACCAGACCCAGACACCGUAAACGAAGCGACACACCACAAAACCCUAGCGGAAUCCUCAUUCACUUCCGGCGACUUGACAUCAGCCCUAAACCACGCGCGCAAAGCCCUCAUCUUGUCUCCGAACACGGAAGGCGUAUCCUCCAUGGUCACCGCCUUCGAAACCAUCAUCUCCGCUUCCGGAGAUGCCCCGGAGUGGUACAAGAUUCUAAAGGUAGAUCCUUUCUCUCAUAUGAACGCCAUAAAGCCACAGUACAGGAAGCUAGCUUUGGUGUUGCAUCCUGAUAAGAAUCCGUAUGCUGGGUGUGAGGAAGGGUUUAGGCUUGUGAAUGAGGCUUUUAAGGUUUUGGAAGAUAGGGUUAGGAGGAGUGAGUAUGAUAUGAAGCUGAGGGUUAGGAUUCAGGGCGAGAUUGCUACUUGUGGUGAAACGUCGACGUUUUCGGCCGUUUGUACUUCCAAGAUUAUAACUUAUAGUAGGAAGAGGAAGAAGCGUGUUGGUGAGGGUAGUGAGAGUCUAAGAGGAGUGCGGGUGGAGGAGGCAGAAGCUUUGGAUGCAACUAAGAGUUUGGAUGAAGGGAUGAUGACUUUAGCAGAAAUGCAAUCAGUGCUAAAGAGAAAUAAACAGAAAAACAUCAUUACAGAAGCAAAGAUGGGAAGGGAGACGCAGGAGAUCUCUUCAGGUGAUGAAACUUUGAUGGAGAUGAGUACUAACAAGGAGAAUGGUAAGCGAGAAGCUUUAAAGAAUAAGAAGAAGAAGAAGAAGAAAACAAACCACAAGGAGUUAGGUGAGAUAGUGGAAGAUGAGGAUUCUGAAUUGUAUGAUUUUGAUAAAGAGAAGAUGCCGAGGAGCUUCAAGAAAGGGCAGGUUUGGGCGGUAUACGAUGACAACGUGCCUCGGUGUUACUGUUUGGUAAAUGAAGUCGUCUCUGUGAACCCUUUCAAGGUGUGGAUAAGCUGGUUGGAUUACGAGAGCGAGAAACUCAUCUCUUGGAUGAAGAACAGCUCUUGUGGGAGGUUCCGUGUUUCAGAGAAAGCUUUGAUCGAGCAUGUGAAACUCUUCUCUCACGUUGUCAACUGCGAGAGGGUUGCACGAGAAGUAUACCAAGUAUAUCCCAUGAAAGGCUCGGUCUGGGCUGUCUACUCAGAGACAGAUACAGGUCAGAAGAGAAGAAAGACUAAGCACUAUGAGGUUGUCGUGUGUUUGACUAUGUAUAGCGAUGCGUACGGUUUGAGUGUGGCGUAUUUGGAGAAGGUUAAUGACGACUUGUUCAAGAGACGGGACUACGGGUGUAAUGCGGUCAGGUGGGUUGAGAAAGAAGAUGUUGCGGGCUUGCUCUCUCAUCAGAUUCCGGCUAAGAAGCUGCAGGAAGAUCAAUGUGGAGCUGGUGUGAGAGAGUCUUGGGUUCUUGAUCUUGCUUCUGUUCCUCCUGAUUUGGUUUCUGCCACUUAGUAAGAACAUAGAUGUUUUUUUUUCUUUUGGAUCUUUUCAUCGUGAUAAAAGAGAACAAAGCAACUCAUGUCAAACAUUUUUAUCACCAAGAUUAUUAUUUAGUUGUAUAUUCAUAUAUGCCAAAAUUUAAAUAUUUUACAGCAAA